AUGACGAGUGAGCUACUCUCUUCUGGUCUUGACAAGUCCUUGCUCUCAGAGGAGACACUUCGGAUCACACCCGAAGGAAUUCAAUGGGUACAAAAAUGUCUGAAUGCGAUCGAGGAGCGUUCCAAACAAUUUCAAUCCAAGGGCAUGACAAAGUUCAACUUCGUGUUUGGCGUCUCAAACUCUUUAAUCGUGGCAUGGAGUUUUGGUGCGCUACCGGGCUAUUUCUGGAUUGUGGCGUGGCUGUUCUCGGCCUUGAUCUUGCUGCCCAUUCGCUGGAACAAUAUGAUCAAACGUUUACCCAAGGAGCACUUGCCACCUGGCAGAAGCUAUGGAAAAUCACUAGUUCCGCCCGUGGGUCACAAGCUGCGGUUCAGGUAUUGGCUGGAUUUCUGCUGGUGUGCCAACUUUGUGGGCGUGAUCUUGUUGAUGGCCCUGCUGUUCAAAGACAUUGACCUGCACGUGCAGAAGUGGGCCUUCUGCGCGGCCUGGGGUCUAGGCAAUGGGCCCCUGCUCUGUGCCAUUGCGGUCUUGGGCAACAGCCUGCUGUUCCACGACUUUGACAACACCUCCUCUGUGCUGAUCCACUUGUUUCCAUCCCUGGUAAUGUAUGAGAUGGGCUGGAACCGCGAGUAUGUUUUCGAGGCGUUUCCCAAAAUCUUCACGCAGCAUGGCGUUUUUGCGUGGGGUGUGGCAUGCCAGGGCCUCCAGGGUAUCACUUUUUCAAUGGCAUUCGCUUGUGGUGCCUUGACAGCUGCCGCGGUGUUGCAACCUGUUGGAACCCUCCAAGAUUGGAAAAAGCCAGAGUAUCUCCAUGGAGACAAAGCCAUCAUCAUGGCCCCCCUGUCCUCCAUGACUCACAAGAAUGCUGUGGACUUGCAAGCUGCCGACGAAGACUUUCGUCAAAAGAAAAGAGCUGGCAGACUGGCAGCGCUGCCACAGCAAAAUGCGUUGAAGACAGUGAACUUUAAGGUGCUCCGUGUGGAGCAGCGACAGAAGAAGAAAAAGCAAGCAAAAGAUGAUGCAUUCGGCGAACGGCACAAUGCUGUGCAGCCCACGCGAGCGGAAGCCAAGGAGCACGGCUUGCUUCAGCUUCUGCAUGACACGAUCUUCCACCACACCAUGAGGGGUGCUGGUGGGGCAGUGGUGUCCAAGCUGCUGGGCUUCUCUCCUGAGGAGCAAAAAGAGAUGGCCCGAGGGAACAGCUUCACUCGAGGCUAUGCGAUUUGGUAUUUGCUUCUCCAUGCAGCUUCUGUGCUCUUCUCCAUUCCUGUGGCGUUGCUAUGUUUUGCGGACAAGAGGGUUCACAUUGGUCUUCUUGGCUCCAUGGUCCUCGUGACGAUUUAUAACGCUUCCUCUCGUUAUACGACGCUCGGCGUGGCGGCCAGCUUGGUGGAGUUUCGGUUCUACAUGGUCUCCAGCUACGGGCAGGCGCUGAGACGGGAGCUGAAUAUCCCUUUGAAACGCGGGGCCUCUGCCCUCAUCGAAUCCUGA
Messenger RNA from Cladocopium goreaui, 1491 nucleotides. NCBI's taxonomy places the organism in Eukaryota, Dinophyceae, Suessiales, Symbiodiniaceae. The record is from the annotation of a GenBank genome assembly.